This is a messenger RNA of Hemibagrus wyckioides, 2318 nucleotides long. Its product is annotated as minor histocompatibility antigen H13-like. The transcript has 13 exons. Gene Ontology annotation, biological process: membrane protein proteolysis. The coding region runs from base 1 to 1125 and encodes 374 amino acids. Gene Ontology annotation, molecular function: aspartic endopeptidase activity, intramembrane cleaving. The record is from RefSeq and is a predicted model, not a curated record. Gene Ontology annotation, cellular component: lumenal side of endoplasmic reticulum membrane; cytoplasmic side of endoplasmic reticulum membrane; membrane. Lineage: Eukaryota; Metazoa; Chordata; Actinopteri; Siluriformes; Bagridae.
AUGAUGUGUAUGGGUUCCGCUUUACCGCCGCUGGACGGCCUGAACAGCACCGAGAACGGAACUGACACCGGGAACGGCACCGCGGCCCGGUUCGUGGCUACAGCCGAGGGGACAGCGCUGGCGUACGGCAGUCUGGUGCUCAUGGCCCUGCUGCCCAUCUUCUUCGGAGCUCUGAGAUCCGUCAGCACCUCCAAGAGCAAGAACUCCUCAGACAUGCCGGAGACCAUCACUAGCAGAGACGCUGCUCGUUUCCCCAUCAUCGCCAGCUGCACUCUGUUCGGACUCUAUCUUUUCUUCAAGAUUUUCUCCCAAGAAUACAUCAACUUACUGUUGUCUAUGUACUUCUUCGUUCUGGGGAUCUUAGCUCUGUCACACACACUGAGUCCCUUCAUGACCCGGUUUCUUCCUGCCCAUCUUCCUAAUAAACAGUUCCAGCUGCUCUUCACUCAAGGCUCCGGAGACAACAAAGAAGAAAUUGUGAACUACGAGUUUGACACUAAGGACCUGAUUAGUUUGGGAAUCAGCAGCGUGGUGGGAGUGUGGUACAUCCUGAAAAAGCACUGGGUGGCCAAUAAUCUGUUCGGGUUGGCGUUCGCUCUGAACGGAGUGGAGCUGCUUCACCUGAACAACGUGAGCACCGGCUGUAUCCUGCUGGGUGGACUGUUCAUCUACGACAUCUUCUGGGUGUUUGGCACUAACGUGAUGGUGACCGUGGCCAAGUCCUUCGAAGCUCCGAUCAAGUUGGUUUUCCCUCAGGACCUGCUGGAGAGAGGACUGGAUGCCAGUAACUUUGCCAUGCUGGGACUCGGAGACAUUGUUAUUCCAGGAAUCUUCAUUGCUCUGCUGCUUCGUUUCGAUGUCAGUUUGAAGAAGAACACAAGGACAUAUUUCUACACCAGCUUCCUGGCCUACAUCUUCGGCCUCGGCCUCACCAUCUUCGUCAUGCACACAUUCAAGCAUGCUCAGCCUGCUUUGCUGUACCUGGUCCCGGCGUGUGUGGGCUUCCCGGUGAUCGUGGCUCUGUUGAAAGGAGAGCUGACAGAGAUGUUCAGGUAUGAAGAGACUUCCCCCGAGUCAGAGGCAGCAGUUAAAGAAGAAAAAACAGAAUCUGAUAAAGAUAAAUAAAACUCAAGGAAAGCGUCACAUCCCCUUCGUCAUGUCCCCGCCUUUUUCUACCAUGUAUUUCCUGGUUCCACCACUAGAGGGCAGCAGUCACCCCCACCCCUUUUCCCAGUGUGUCCCGGUGUUCUCUGUGGACGUUCUCUAACUGAUUAAAAGACGGCUGCAUUGUUUUUCUUUGUAGUUUCUAAAUGGUUGUAAAACAUGAUGUACAACAGCUUUACUCUGUGCCUGUAUUCCUCUUUAUUUCUCUCUCUCUCUCUCACUCUGUGUUGAGUUUAUUUGCUUUCAUUUGGUUGAAAUGAUUUGGAAUUUAUUUUAUUGGACAUUUCUCAAUAGGAUUUGACAGUGCAGUGCAGGAGUGUAGUUUAGUCGCAUAUUUGAGUUUUAAAGCAGCAGUGUAAAAUCUGCAGCGUCUCUUUACCCCAGACGUCUUCGCUCAGUCGAGACGUGUUCAGUGUCUGAUGUUUACUGAUCUGACCGGUGAUGGAAGUCUGUAUGACCCAGAAUCUUCAGUUUAGAGGACAUCACAGAGCUCUUCUGUGUCAUAUUUAAUGAGUUCAGCUUUAAAAUCAUAUUGAGUUUUCGUCAGUUUUUCAAAUCUGGGGGCGGGGCUUGUCCAUAAGGUGCAAUGUUCCAUACAGUGAGGUUUUAUUCCAUCAGCGUGUGUGUGUAUAAAGUUUUGCUGAAGAUUUUUCUAUUAAUCAAUUUCAAGAGCAGAAGAACAUCUCUGAUCGAAUACGUAUGACUUCAACACAGUUUAAUGUCUGGAUUUUUAGAAGCGGUGAGUUUCUGUGUGUUUGAUGACUGAUCCACACUUUAACUGCAGAUUUCAGUAGAUCACCUGCACAGGGACCAACAUUUACAGCCUUUAGGAAAGAAAAUAAAAGUUCUUCCUGCUGGUGAUUCAUUUCAACAAUAAAAUUCAACCUGCAGCAGAUAAACAGUUGUCGGACCCUGGAGGUGUCUGAUCCCAAGCAGUCCCUGAUUGUGACAGAUGGAUGAAGUGCUGAGGAGCCGUGAGAUCAGAUCUCUGGGGCUCAGUAAAGUGACAUUGUUCCACUCGUUUCCUGUAAGGUUUCUUCUUCUCCUGUUUUUGUGCCACUGCAAGUUAAGAGUUCGAGCUUCUUUGAGGAGCAUAAAGUCUUUCUCAUUUUUUUUCUGCAAUAAAUUGUGGUUUUUACCGCUGUAGAGAUGCA